This is a messenger RNA of Bubalus bubalis (water buffalo), 2038 nucleotides long. RefSeq names its product FAM111 trypsin like peptidase B (gene FAM111B). Lineage: Eukaryota; Metazoa; Chordata; Mammalia; Artiodactyla; Bovidae. The transcript has 3 exons. The coding region runs from base 370 to 1710 and encodes 446 amino acids. The record is from RefSeq and is a predicted model, not a curated record.
CUCCCUACGCGCGAACCGUCCCGCCACCGGGUCCGCAUCCACCUUUUCCGGCCGCAGCUCUCAGUGGCUUGGCCAAUCGGCUUCUGCAGGGGGAGAGCUGCUGUCCAUGAGGGCAGACGACCUCCGCAAUCUGGCCUCCCAUUGGCCAGACGGUUGGGGAUAACUGGAUUCCGCUUUCGCGCGUGAAGAUUUCCCGCCGAACGCCGUCCUGGCAGCCGGGAUCGCGGAUCCCUGUCCCGCCAUCAUCCUCACCGCUGGGGCAGAUUCUCCGCUUCUGUGAGGGGCUCCUCUGAUCUUGAGGAGGACGUGGAGUUCUUGGGGCGGCGAGGCGCAGUAGUGGAAGAAAGUCAUAUUCUCUUGGGACUUAUCAUGGAUUUCAUGAAGACUGAAGAGAAUACAUCAUUCAGUGCUACAGGAAAUGACCAGAGUACCAGACCUGAAGCAUCAAAGGAUACUGUCAUAGAGGAGGCAUGUUCUGGCACACCUGUUGAUCAGUCUCUGUCUGACAUACGAGAAUGUAACAGCACCAUUAAAGUUAAAAGUGAAGUCAGUGAGCAUGAAACAUCCUCUGAACGACAGAACCCAUGUGUGAACACCAGUGAAAAAUGUCAUUUCACCUUUAGUUUGAAUGAACACUUCAGGAAGUCAGACCGUAGUGUGUUUACAGCAUUUGGUGGACCCAAUGAGAAUAUCUAUUCAGUUCUGAGUGCUCAUGACUAUUUCAGUGAAAGGAUGAAAAAACAUGUAAAUAAGAACAUCAUUGUUUAUGAAGAAGAAAUAAUAAAAGCGUAUAUAAAUUUAGGAGUGCCUCUCAGAUGCCUACCUAGUGGUUCCCAUUUGAAAAUAACAUUUGGUCAAAGAACAAGUAACCAGAAAGAUGAUCAGUUAUUACGCCCAUGUGAAAAUCCAGACACUGAAUGCAUUCUUUUUCAAGUUGUUGCUAUUAGGAAGACCAUAAAGAAGAUUGUUGUGAUUAAGGAACUUCAUGAACGAGGAACUACACUUUGUGUCUAUGCCUUGAAGGGUGAGACUAUCAAAGAAGCCCUUUGCAAUGAUGGCCGAUUUCUCUCAGAUCUAGACACACUUGAAUGGACAGUAAUAGAAGGUCACAAUAAAAUUUAUGGAAAACAGUCCAUGGUGGAUGAAGUAUCUGGAAAAGUCUUACAAUUGGACAUUCUUAAACUGUCUAUCAAGAAAUGUACCCAUAAAAAAAUUAAAACAGAAGAUGAAAAUGCUACUGAAGAUAUCAGUCUGCAGGCUUUAACACAGUCUAAGAGCAAAGUCCAUGAACCAGAGAAAGAUGGAGAAACUGAAGAUGUAGAACACAACAGAGAAAAAAUUCUCCCAUGUCAGAGUCUAGGGCUUGAUAUUAAACAUAAGACACGCCGGUCCAUUUCCAAAAUUAAACGUUAUUACAAUAAUAAUCUCUACAAAAGACUUAGGAGAAAAACCACGCAAGUUAGGCGAAGGCUCUCUCUAGGUAGGCAAUAUGCUAUUCAGAAAAUCCAAAGGGAGACAACUAAUCUCUGGGUAAAGAAUUUACAAAUAUUGAACAAAGUUACGAUGCAUCAGUAUCCAAAUUUUAAUAAAGAGGCACUUCGGAUACAAAAGCAUUUUCAGGAAAAACGGAAGAGAAUGAAACUGUCAACGUUUAAACAAUUCAGCAUGUAUAAAAAUUACUUUGGAAAAGUGACUGAAAAUUCUGUUUAAGUUGUAAUGUGUGAACGUCUUGUUCAUCUUAAUAAGUCAGUUGGGUUCAUGAAAUGGGACAAUAAUGGAAACACAGGCAAUGCUACUUGCUUUGUUUUCAAUAAUGGUUUUAUUCUCACCUGUAGACAUGUUUUACACCUCAUCGUGGGAGAAAGUACAGAGCCAAAGUCAUGGCCAGAUAUAAUAAGCACAUGUGCAAAGGUCACUUUUGCUUAUAAAGAGUUCUGCCCUAACGAUGUUGAUUGGCUUUCCUUUGAGCCAUGGUUUAUGGUGUCUGGUGAAACUCUAGUUUCAGACAUUCAGUUCAGACAUUUAUAAUGCUUUCCCU